This is a messenger RNA of Dovyalis caffra, 630 nucleotides long. NCBI's taxonomy places the organism in Eukaryota, Viridiplantae, Streptophyta, Magnoliopsida, Malpighiales, Salicaceae. The record is from the annotation of a GenBank genome assembly.
AUGUCCUCUCCUACUAUCCCACUCUCAAAUCCCCAAACGCAGCCCCCAAUAGCAACUCCCGCUUUCCGCGCGUUCCUCUCACGUCUCUCCACCUCCGUCAGCCAAGGUUUCUCUCAACGCCGCCCAUGGUACGAACUUAUAGACCGAAACUCUAUGGCCCGACCCGACUCCCUCUCCGAAGCCGCAACCCGCAUCAGAAAAAAUCUCCCUUAUUUCAAAGUCAAUUACAUUACCUUACUCGUACUUAUACUCGCCUUUUCUCUUCUUUCUCACCCUUUCUCUCUCCUCGUCCUUCUAUCCCUCCUUGCCUCUUGGAUCUUCCUCUAUCUCUUUCGACCGUCAGAUCAGCCUUUGGUUAUUCUCGGCCGUUCAUUCUCGGACCGUGAGACGCUGGGGAUUCUUGUCGUUUUGACGAUUGUUGUUAUUUUCUUGACAAGUGUAGGAUCACUCUUGAUCUCUGCUUUGAUGGUUGGGUUUGCCCUUGUUUGUGCUCACGGUGCAUUUAGGGUUCCUGAGGACUUGUUCCUUGAUGAUCAAGUGCCUGCUAAUGCUGGAUUAUUGUCCUUCCUUGGUGGCGCCGCCUCCUCCGCCGCUGCUGUAGCUGCUCCCGCUGUUGCUGCCCGUGUUUGA